AUGUCGAGCUCUCAUGAAUUCUCCCAUGAGCCACCGCUCUUCCUUUUCCGGCCGCAAAGGGGCUCAGUGGGCGAGAAUGGGGGUGACGAGGUUAGAAGCCGGCUGUGGUCGGUGCCGACUCCUGAGGGCCAGUGUCUCGCGGUGAGUGGGGGCCGCGAACGCAGCGCAUUUGGGGCCGAAUGGAAAGAAAGUUUUGGGGGAGGGGAAUGA
Molecule: messenger RNA, 210 nt
Organism: Rangifer tarandus platyrhynchus (Svalbard reindeer)
Lineage: Eukaryota; Metazoa; Chordata; Mammalia; Artiodactyla; Cervidae
Source: the annotation of a GenBank genome assembly